Zeugodacus cucurbitae (melon fly) is the source of this 7650-nucleotide messenger RNA. RefSeq lists its product as uncharacterized. The transcript is spliced from 12 exons. Gene Ontology annotation, molecular function: calcium ion binding. Bases 1245 to 7067 code for a protein of 1940 amino acids. Lineage: Eukaryota; Metazoa; Arthropoda; Insecta; Diptera; Tephritidae. The record is from RefSeq and is a predicted model, not a curated record.
CCCUGCUGUGUUAGCUAGUAGCGGAGUGACUUUCAAACCGUACGGUUCAUGUCUGCGGUGCGUACUACACGGCGUAUAAGUAACGUGUGAAUUUCUCUUGUUGUGUGUUCUAGACAAAUGUGUUGAAAGUUAAAGUUGCUUCAAGGCAAAGCGUACGUUUUUUGCGGAAAAUUUUACGAUUAUUGUGGAUGUGAGAUAAUAAGAGAGAAAAAAUUUUGAAUGAAAAAAAAAACUAAUAUUAGCGUGAAGUCAUUCGAAUAACUGUUCAUUGGAACUUAACUUAAAGUUGCGCAACUAAAAUUUACGCAUAACAGCCAAAACUACAGUUACUAGACAAACAAUAACACAUAUAUACCGUUACAAACGCGAACAUGCGGUGCUGUCCGUGAAAUAGCUCUGCUGAAAACAACAAAUACUCAAGUGUACAUACAUAUAAAGCAUCUAAAUUCGUACUCCACACAGUAGAGUAACACAGCACGCUUGUGCCAGUGUAUAAAUCACAGUAGACGCUUUCAAGUACAAAGCGUUAAGUACAAAGCGCGUUGCAUAAAUAUACCCGCGUAUAUGUGUACCCAUGUGUGUGUUCGGGGCAAAGUGUAAAGUGUAGACAAAGCAGAUUAAUGUAAACGUUGCUGCUAGCUAAGGCAUUGAAGCCACAGUCCUGUAUAGUGAGUGUAUGUGUGCGUGUGCAUAUAAAACAGUAAGUGGCAUUGCAUAAAUCAUGAAGCAAUGCGUGUACUAUUAAAUAUUUCAAACCGAAUGCAGAUUUCACAAGUGUGUAAAUGUAUUUAAUGGGCCGACACGUAGCGUACCAGUUGACGGCGCCGCACUGAAGUGGUCGAAGUUACAAAAUCAGCGCUGCAUAAAACAAUGUCACCAGUAAGAGCACAAGUACCGACAACCGAUGCAGCCUUUAAACUAGAAGCCAAAACAACAACAGCGUUACGCGCCACUGAUGCAACAACGGAAGUGCUAAUAUUGAGUAACUGUGAAAAUAACGAAAAUUUAACGGAAUUUAAUAGAAGUUAAAGAGUUGAAAACACAGUGAGUACACCGGAGUGGUGCAACGAGUGCGCCGGUUGUGCAGUGUUUUGAGUACGCCUACCGCAUCACGGGCGGAGGAAAUAGACGAAUAACAGGAAGUGUGAGCAAAACAGGAAGUGCUGAAAUAGCAAAAGGCAAGCGAAAUAAACGGAAAUAAAGAAGUAAAAACAAACACACUGUGUGCCGAAAAUUCAGCGGAAAUGUUUACAAAAAUGCAAAAAUUCUACAUUUUAGCAUUUUCAAUUGCAACAGUGUUGGUGUUUGCUGAUGCAAAUGGUUUCGCCGAGUCAGUGCAGCAGCAAGCGACUGCGACAGAGGAAGCGCCGUUAGUGGGUAUCACGAGGGUGGUGACAGAGCGCGAGCAGGAAGGUGGUGACAAUGAAAAAACGACGCGACAACAAAAACUGGCGGCAAGCGACACACAAACCGCAACGGCAAAGGUAGCAGCAGCGACAACAACAACUGUGACAUUAGCAUCCUCAAAUGCGCCGGCAACACUAACGUCGACCGACGAUGUGGACGAGCAGGUUUUGAAUACCGCAACAACAGAGCCAGCAGCAGCAAAGGCAGAUGAGGGAGUGAGUAAUGAGCAGGCGAAGCCAACACAGCGGCAAAAACACUUCGCAGUAGAGGAGGCGGCAGCAGCAACAAAUCAGCAAGUACAUGCCGUUGUAAAAAAUGAUAUUAGAAAGCGACCAACAACAGCAACAACAACCGAAAUUAAUGCUGCGGCAACACCCGCCGCCAUGCCCACACGCAGUGGCAGUGCAACAGCAGGCGGUACGGCCAACAAAUUUGGGGAAGCGCCAACUGAGAAUGCCGAAAGUAAAUCACGUGCGGAUACACAUCCGGCAGGCAAUGGUGCGGCGAGUAAUGGUGGUGGCGGCGGCGGCGGCGGGGCAGCGAAACCCAAAGCGCACGGAAAUGUAGCAAAAACACAAAUCAUUAAAAAUGCAAAAGAGUUGCGUACGGAACGCUUGAACGAGCGAGCGGAUGUGUAUGCAGAUGAGCUGGUCGGCGAGCGCAGUGACUUGAAAGUAGGGGAAAUUGAAACGGCCGAUGGGGUUGCAAAUGCGGAGUUCGAUUCUAAAACUGUAACAAAGCAGUGGGGUAACAAAAUGGAGGCAACUAGUGACAUUCAGCCAGCAAUUGUUAAGGAAAACAGCGAAACAAUGCAAGCAAAGAAGCCGCAAGAACAGGAAACCGCAGAGUGGCUAAAACAGGCGGUGACGACAAGCGAGCAGAUGAAAGGUGCAGGCGACACUAAAACUUUAAGAGCGAGCCAUGCUGAUAACGCGCAGACAGACACAAAGUCGCACGCAACCGAAGAGACAAUGGUGGAACCAGUAAAGGAUGACAUCGUAGAAAUGCAAACAGCGAAGGAUAGCAUCAAUAUCGAGCUCCGACUCAAGGAUGGUCUCUACCGCAUUAAAUUGGCUGAAAUUGUAACGGACGAAUACAAUGGGAGUGACACAGAAGAGAAGCAGCAGCUGCAGCAGGCAACAGUUGGCGCACCAACUGUAGCGAGUGCAGCCAAACCCAGCGAACUGCUGGAAAUAGAAAUGAGCUCGGUAGCAGGGGGACAGCCAACUGCAGGGGCUGUGACAACAAUGCUACACGCACAUGAACAACAAAAACAAGAAGUAGUCACUGAACAACUAGGCCAACAUGCAACGCAAACUACACUGACAAAUGCAGUCGAACAAAAAGCCAAACAACAACAGCCAGCAGAACCAGAACUCGUGCAGCAGCAACCACCACAACAACCGAACCAAUUACGCCGCAAGCAGCCAGCGCACAAAGAUAUAGAAAACCGACAGGUGCAGCAACACAAUGUGCACACCGCAAGCCAGUUGGAUAACAUGAAUGGCAAGCACACGAACAAGAAGCAUGAACAAAACAACAAAGCGCAGAAUGACCAUGUUGUGAACACAAAGCAUACAACUAGUGUAAUUGGGUCGCGAUCCGCUGCACAGCCGACACCGCCCGCACUCAAUAUAGUUGAUCUAUAUCCCAUGAAAAUGGAAGAUUUCAAUCCAAUUAUACGUGACUCCAAUGCGAAGUUGCUGAAAGAGCGUACCAUCUAUAAGCCGACGGAUAGCGUUGAGGAUCAGCCACCACAGUCCACUGAAGAGUUGUAUGAACGUGCCGACAACCCGGAGGAAGUGAGACACCAACAGCAGAAUUUAUUGCCAAAUGAAGUGAAUGCGUUGGAUAACAUUAUACAACGUUACGACAACAUCAACAAUUUGGCAGCCGCACGACACAGCGUCAAUCGUCGGCCCAAUACGGCAACAACAACAGCUACCGCACCGAGGACUGGAGUUGUAACGGCGCCUAUUAGCCAACAGCAAGCGGGCCGGCAGGCAGAUAGCAUCAGUGAUUUCACCGGAAAACUGCUGGCCGAACAGGAUGGUGUCAUUACGGAAAUCGAGCAAAAGUUCCGCUUGAAUGAGUUUGCGGCAACGCCGACAGUGUUGGCAACCGAACCACCACCACCACCCACACGCCCAAUAACAAAGCAAGCAACUGCAAGUAAAGAACAACAACUGCCUGCGGGCAAAGCGAGCUACAGUGUCAACCACAAAGUGCAGCCAACCAAAAGCACCGGCAAUAAAUAUACAAAAUACAAGGGCGCUGCAACGCAACAUGACUUCAUUGAGCGACGCGUCAAGAAGAGUUUCGACUUCCCUAUGCAUCGCACUGCCAGCGUUAGCGAUGCACUCGGCAUGCCACAUGUCGAUUUCGCCAAUACCAAGUUCAACACGGACGCUGCUGCAGCGCCGCAAAGCCAUAGCGAGGUGGCUGCUGGUGGCGCGGAGGGCGGUGAGGGUGCCAUGAGAGCUGUACUUGGUGCGCAUCCGGAAUUUUCAACGACGAAAUUCUACAACAGCAAAGAACUCUACAAUGAAAUGAUGCUGCACAAUCGGCAGCGGUUGAAGGCAAAAGCCAAGGUGGAGCAAGCCGCAGUCGCGGCAGCAACAACAGCCAAGAAUACCGUUGAGAGUGCGGCAAGUCGAUUUGCAUUGCGCCAAAGUUCAAAGUUGGAAACUGCGCCAAACUAUACGCCAAACGCAGAUGCGAGCAAAGCAAUUAUGGGUGAGAUGAACAUGAACUCGCAGCGUCGGGUUAAUAGCGUCAGCGUCGCCAAGAAUGUAACUGAGUUGCGCGCAGAUAACAACAAAGUGGCGGCGAAUGUGGGCAGAGAGGAGGUGCUGAAGGCGAAGAGUGUUGCAGAGAAUGCAGGCAAGAAAGUCGCGGAGCGGUUGAGUCAGUUGGUAAUGCCAGAGCACGCAAUGGAAUCCAAGCAAAUGUCGAUUGCAACAACCACAGUUAGCUCGGCAUUUCCGCAACCAGUUGUUGGCGACAAACCAACAUCGAAGAAAUACCAAAAAGAGCUGCAACGCGCUAAAUUGCUACUCAAAACACUUUUGUUGCCGCCGACAAGCGAUAAUGCCACCAUUGCGCAUAAGCACAAGCCAACUGCAGCCACAGCCACAACAACGAACGUAAUUGCAGCAGGAAAUAGCCGAAAUUACAGUCAUCAAGCCACAGCUGCAGUCACGCCUGACACAGUUACGGCGAGUCAUUUGGAUUUGGCAGCAACAGCCAAAACUUUUGACAUUACGUCCGCACGACGCAAGAGCCAGGCAGUUACGCCCUCAAUAGCGACGCAAGCAGCUGUCGGCAAUAUUGACAGCACCAUUUACAGUGCAAUCAAGAGCAAGCAAGUUGUCGCAGCACCACUGCAACGGGUUAAUUUCGAUGGCGUUGAUAUAGUGCAUGUUAAGCGUGCGCAACCAACACGAGCGGCAACAACUGCUGCAACUACAGUAACUACAGUAACUACAACCAUCAAGUAUGGUGUGACAACAGCAUCAACGUUAACUGCCCAAAAACAAAAAACACACGCAACCCCAACACUGGAUGACCCCACAACCCCUUCAUCGCUCAUCUAUCCAUAUCCGCAGUUGCAGCGUGCAAAGACGACCCAUAUUAGCCAACCGCACGACACCACAGCCACCGUGCGCCUCAGCAGCAGCAGCAGCACAAUGCCGCUGUCGCCCACCUCGACCAUCACCACCACCGCAAAUCUCUCGAAAUCCUCCUCAAAGCCAAUUGUCCGACCACGCAUACUUAGUCGCCUGCAGGAGAAAAUCAACUCACUCGAAUGCGAAAUACAAAACGUGCCGAGCGAUGCGCACUUGUGGCGGGGCAAUGAGACGCAUGAACUGCUGCUACCCAUUAUGACCUCCGAGAAUUGUCCAUACGGUGGUACUGACUGCACACCUUUAUCGCCCACCUGGGAAGGUGAAGCUGAAAUUCAGUCGGGCGAUAUUUUAAUAGUGGAAAUCAAUGACACCUUAUUGCAUUUGAAUGAACACCACAUCACCCACACCAGUCUUGCCCACAAUACACAAGUCUAUCAGGUGACACGCUCGGGACAUGAGCAUUGCGAUGUUACCGAGGGUAUACUAUUGGAUAUAACACCGUUAGUUGUCGAUGGCAGGAAACUGGUGACACUCUAUGAUAAGGACCUCACCGAGGGAGUCAACUUGCUAAUUGUUGUUUCCGAGUUGUGGGGCACGCAGUGUGUGCGUCUGAAGGUCACCGCAAAAACCGACAAUUGUGGCGAAAGCGCCGAGUGCUCCGGCAAAGGUGUGUGCUAUUCUAAUCCGGCAAUGGAGGAGUAUGAGUGCCAGUGUUGCAGCGGUUUCGCGGGACCACAUUGUGAGGAGAUCGACGCCUGUACGCCGAGUCCAUGUACAAAUAAUGGCAUCUGUGUUGACCUCUCGCAAGGGCAUGAGGGGAAUUCAUAUCAAUGCUUGUGUCCGUAUGGAUAUACGGGCAAAAACUGUCAAUACGAGUCGGAUCCAUGCAACUCCGCGGAAUGUAUGAAUGGCGGUAGCUGUGUUGGCAAUUCGACGCAUUUCAGAUGUGACUGCACGCCCGGCUAUACGGGGCCACUGUGCCAGCACAGUCUCAACGAAUGCGAAUCAUCACCAUGUGUACACGGCAUUUGUGUGGAUCAAGAGGAUGGCUUCCGUUGUUUCUGCCAACCGGGAUUCGCUGGUGAACUCUGCAAUUUUGAAUAUAAUGAAUGCGAAUCGAAUCCAUGUCAGAACGCUGGCGAAUGCAUCGAUCAUAUUGGCAAUUUCGAAUGUCGCUGCACCAAAGGCUAUACGGGAGCGCGCUGUCAAAUUAAGGUGGAUUUUUGCGCUAACAAACCUUGCCCCGAUGGACAUCACUGCAUUGACCAUGGAAAUGAUUUCAGCUGUGAAUGCCCGGGAGGACGCAAUGGCCUGGAUUGUAAUCAAAUGCCACGAAAGCAAUGCAGUGAGAAUCUAUGCAAGCAUGGCGGCACUUGCUGGACCAGCGGCGCCUCCUUCUAUUGCGCCUGCCGACCCGGCUACACGGGCAAUAUGUGCGAAGACGAAUUUGUUGUGGAGACUGUCGUUAGUUCCAGCGAGUUUAUGGUCGACGAUACGAGCGCCAGAAAUUUUAAUGACAAAACUUUCGGUUCAUCGGUUGUGCUAAAGAGUCCCAUUGAAUUGCAUAAUGCAUACUUUGGAGCGGGUGUGUUGGCGGCAGCCGUUUUCAUUGUGGCCGUUGUGGUGGCCAUCUGUCACUGCAAGGUGAAUCAGACGUACCGUAAGUUUUCAACGCGUUCCUCCAGCUUCUUUCCAAUACUGGGAUUUGGACGACGCAGCAAAUCCCAAAGCAAACUCAACAAACACUGGCUCAGCGGCAAGGGACUGGGCGCGGGCGCUAGUGGCAGCGGUUCAUUGCGCUCAUCGGGCUCAACGACAUCGCUGACGCGCGGACACCUACCCUCGGCGCACAGUGGUGGCGCAACGUCACAGCAACAGCGUCAACAACAGCAGCUGCAGCAGCAACAGCUGGGUGGCGGCCAAAUGCACGAACGACCGUUCCAACGGCAUUUGGCGAUGAAUUUGGAGAAUGAUAUGUAUUAUACAGUUGAUUUUAGCGAGAAUUCACAGCACUCACCGCUGAUACAGUGAGACGCAAACGGUAAAGCGACGGCGGCGGCCACCGACACUAUUGCCGCUGCGGCUGCUGCUGUUGUGGGCAGACUUGUGGUGCGGGCGUUGGUGGGUGUUGUUGGCCGGAAACGGUAUGGCACGGAUAAGAGGGUGACAGUGGGUACUGAAGCGCAGCACAACGUUGCGAAUAGCAGUUGUAGCAACAACAACAAAUAUAAUAACAACAAUACGCCCACUAGUUGGUUAGUUAAAUUUACAAAACGUUCUUAUUAAACGGCCAAACGCUGAUUAUUUACCGAUCAUAAUUACGUUUGUGUAGACGACGCUGAUAAUAAUUAUGCGAUAAUUAUAAUGAUAAUUGAAAAUAAUACAAAUGUACAGACAUACAUAGAGUUGUAGUUGAGGUAGUGGUGAAGGUGGCUGAGAGAGGAGAGCUUAAGCUUGUAGCUGUCGCCACUCUCUCUGGUCUCCAAGGAGUUUUUAAAGUUUUUUGGGUGAAAUACUGCUGUUAUUGAAAUCUUAAUUGAAAAUUUCACCUUUCCACUCAAGUCCGUAGAUAUGUAUGUCUGUAUAGUUGCAAGUGUUGACGUGUAAAUGGGGU